GCCUCCGAUCGGCUGUAGCCUACGAUACACCCUCCUUAUCGUCAUAACUUCCAGUCAAUCCAUGGUCACCUCCAUUCCAGCAUUUUCUCCAUUGGACGAGUGUAUAGUCGAUUGACGCUAAUGUCACAUUUCUUCUUCCCUUCACAGCUACGAGUAAUGAUCCUUGGGGGCCAACUGGCACCGAGAUGGCCGAAAUCGCCGCCUUGACCUUCAGCAGGUAGGCUACCCCGCGUCCUCCGUGGCCUGCAUGGUCCCGCGACUCAAACUGACCCCCCUCGUGCAAACAUUUAGCCCCACCGAUUUCUAUGAGAUCAUGGACAUGUUGGAUAAGCGCUUAAACGACAAAGGCAAAAAUUGGCGCCACGUCCUCAAGUCAUUGAAAGUCUUGGAUUACUGCCUGCACGAAGGCUCCGAAUUGGUAGUAACGUGGGCCCGUAAGAAUGUCUACAUCAUCAAGACUUUGCGCGAGUUUCAGUACGUUGAUGAGGACGGACGUGAUGUCGGACAAAACGUCCGUGUGGCCGCCAAGGAACUCACCUCGCUCGUUCUGGACGAAGACCGAUUGCGCAGCGAGCGCUCCGAUCGCAAGCUCUGGAAGUCCCGGGUGAGCGGUCUGGAUGACCAUCAAGGGGGCUACGCUCCAGAGCCCCGUCGCGAGCGCCGCGAGCGUCGCCGCACCACAAAUGACGACGACGAUGCCGAAUACCGCUUGGCAAUUGAGGCGAGCAAGUAUGAAGCCGAGGAGGAGCGCAAGCGCCGGGCUAGGGAUACAGCCGCGGUUGACGACGACGAGGAUCUGGCGAAGGCAAUCAAAUUGAGCAAGGAAGAAGAGGAGUUGCGCAAGCGGGAGCUGGAGGAGAGCAAUGCCCAUUCCCUGUUCGAUGAUGCCCCUACGCAAGUCGCCCAGCCGCAACCUACCGGAUACAACCAGGGUUACCAGCAGCAGAGCGCGGUCGACUGGUUCGGCAACCCGAUCAACCCGCAACAGCCGCUGACAACUGGUUAUUUGAACAACCAAUAUGCCCAGCCUACUGGUUUCCAGAGUCAGAUGACCGGUAUGCCCAAUGGGUAUGGCAACGGAUUCCAGGCGCAGCCGACCUCGUUUGACCAGAACCCCUACAGCCAGGCGCAGAACAACUAUCUGCAGCCGCAGGCCACUGUACAGCCACAACACACAGCAUUCAACGUCAACAACCCCUGGGGAGGCGACGCAUUUUCCCAGCAGCAACAGCAGCAACAGCCGCAACAGCCGCAACAGCAGCAGUUCCAACAACCUCAGGAUAACUUUUUGUCGGCGGGUACGAACAACCCAUGGGCUAGCCCACAGCCAGCGGAUGCUCUGAAACCGAUGCCUACGGGAUCGAACAAUCCAUUUGCACCACGUACUCAGCAGUUCCAGAGCCGACCCGCUACUACUGGACCUCCAUCACUGAAUACUUUGGCGGAAGAGAGGGUCACGAACCAAUUCACAUCGCCCAAUCCGAUCGCGAACUACCAGACACAGCCACAGUCACUUGCUCCGCCCCAGCAGUCUUUCACGCCGCAGAAGACCGCACCCACUCAGAUGCUGGAUCCGCAUCGCGCACAGUUGAACGCACUCUUGGCUUCUGGAGAGGGACAAGACACUUUCGGAAAUGUGGGAGAUUUGCGUAUACCCGCCCAGCAUACGGCCCCGGGUACAUUUGUCAACUCGGCCGGACAGGGACUGGACAGGCUCCGGGCCACGCGGACGGGCAACAAUCCUUUCUUCGCCCAGCCGCAGCAGCAGUUCGUUCCACAGCAGACGGGGUUUGCGCAGCCGGUCAACAACCCUUGGGGAGGACAGCAGACGUAUCAUCAGCAGCCUCAGCAGGGUGGCAGUUUGAUCGAUCUGUAGGACCGCAGGGUGAAUUGGUGUAUUGACGGGGAGUGGGGGGGCUGGAAUUAAUCCUGAU
This is a messenger RNA of Aspergillus uvarum CBS 121591, 1934 nucleotides long. RefSeq names its product epsin. Gene Ontology annotation, cellular component: clathrin vesicle coat; plasma membrane; endosome. The transcript is spliced from 2 exons. The record is from RefSeq and is a predicted model, not a curated record. NCBI's taxonomy places the organism in Eukaryota, Fungi, Ascomycota, Eurotiomycetes, Eurotiales, Aspergillaceae. Gene Ontology annotation, biological process: actin filament organization; endocytosis. Gene Ontology annotation, molecular function: clathrin binding; phospholipid binding. Bases 248 to 1876 code for a protein of 542 amino acids.